Synchytrium microbalum is the source of this 4230-nucleotide messenger RNA. RefSeq lists its product as uncharacterized. The transcript has 7 exons. Gene Ontology annotation, molecular function: protein binding; transcription corepressor activity. The record is from RefSeq and is a predicted model, not a curated record. The coding region runs from base 1 to 4230 and encodes 1409 amino acids. NCBI's taxonomy places the organism in Eukaryota, Fungi, Chytridiomycota, Chytridiomycetes, Synchytriales, Synchytriaceae.
AUGAUGCAAGGCCCUAGUCCACAAUCGACCUUCAACCAGCCACAUACAUCAGGCAUGACCUCGUCGAGCUCAAAUCAGGCCCCACUGCCUCCUGGAACUAGUUACAAUCCAAGAAUACCAACUUCACAAGCACCAAACACUACUGGCGCAUCUAAUGCUCCUACUGCAAAGAAAGUCGGCUGGGAAAGCGAUAAAAUGCUGAAUGUGUACAUAUAUGAUUAUUGUCGAAAAAGGAACUUUCAGCAAUCUGCCAGAGCCUUCUUUCUGGAAGCUCAAGUGCCGCAGGAGGCACAAGUGCCGAUUGAUGCACCUGAAGGUUUCCUCUAUGAAUGGUGGACGGUGUUUUGGGACAUAUUUUCUGCUAGAGCAAACAAGACUGGAAGCAGAGAAGCCGUGACUUAUGUAGAUGCUCAGGCGGUCAAAGCUGCACGAGAAAAGGAUUCAAGAAGACAUCCUAGUGCACCGUUGCCAAAUAUGACUCAAGGUGGCCCAAUUCCAAUGCAACAACAACCACCAGACAGUUCCUCAAAUGUUUCAUCACCAAAUGUAUUCCCGCAACAACCUCAAUUGACUCCAGACGACCACGCUGUAAACAUGAGUCAAACACCGUCACAAGUCUCCAUGAUAGGCCAUGGAGAUAUAGAACAAUCUCAAACGAUGGACUCUAUGCAGCAGCAGCACCCAUUUGCAUCUCAUGAUCAACAACAAGUACCGCAUAUGUCAUAUCAGCAACAGCAGCGACAACAACCAUCACCGCAACCCAUGUUUAUAGCAUCACAUCAUCAACAACAACAACAAACACUACCACAGCAGCAGCAGCAACAACAACAGCAACAGCCACCUACACAACAGCCAUACAUGCAACAACCGAUACCUCAGCAGUCUCCCAUGAUGCAGAAUCAAAUGAGACCAAAUCCAGCACCGCCGACGCAGCAGAUAACGGCGUCACAGAUACAGGCUAGUAUGCAGGCGCUUGGAUUGGCGGGGAGAGAUCCUGCGUCGCUGAGUCUUCAGGAACGGCAAAUGGUGAUGGCGUAUGUGAGCAAGUCGCAGUUGAACAUGAUGCAGAAUCGAGGAGUCGCGUGGCAAGAACAACCUGCUAUGUUUGUUGCACCUCAUCCUCCAUCACUGGCUCAACAAUCGCCGAAUCCCAUCGAUGUGCAGCAGCAACAGCAGCAGCAACAGGUUCAACAGCAGCAGCAUUUGCAACAGCAGAUGAUGGCUGCUCAGAACUAUGGUCGUAUGAGAUCUGAUGGAAAUAUGAUGAGUCCGAUGAUGCAACCUGGAAUGGAGAAUAUUCCACCGCAGCAGCAGCAACAAGUGCAGCAAGGUGUACAGCAGCAGCAAGUGCAUCCACAGUCACAGCAACAAGCCCAGCAGCAGGCACAACAGCAGGCUCAACAACAGCAACAGCAGCUUCAACAACAGCAUCAGUUGGCUGCGAAUGGUCCCCAAGGACUGAAUUCUCAAGUCUCACCACCAAUGCCAAAACGACAACGAGUCAACUCGCUUGGAGGAUAUGCAGGUCCUCAAGCGCCGAUAUCUAUGCCAAUGCAGCAACCACAGUCUGUUACAAGUCCAAUGAGCAUGCCAAUGGUGCCUCAAUCGCCACAAGCUAUAUUGACAAGUGUGUCGCAAACCGCAAUGCAGAAUGGUGGUGGCAUGUCUGGAGGUGAUCCUGCUAUGAUGCAGCCAGGAGCAGCAUUUAAAUGGCCUCCUGGAGCGUCUCCGGCAAUGACGCCGCAGCAGCAGUUGCAAAUGUUUAGGAAUCAGCAGUUUAUGAGACAGCGAGGGCCGGCUACACCACCAGUGUCUAGUAUUCCGCAGAUGCCACCGAAUAAUAGUAGUAAUAAUGCUGGCAAUGGAGCCAACCAGCAACCACAAUCGCAACCAUCGCCUCAACAGCAACAGCAGCAACCGCAGCAGCCACAACAACAGCCCAGUUUCGAAUCUGUGCCUGGAUCACCGGUGUAUCUGCCUACAUCCAUGUCAAUGACGACGCAUCAGAUGGGAGCAUACCGUGAUGCGACUGCUAUACGGGAAAAGUCAGUCAAGACACGACAACAGCAGAUGAUGGGAAAUGUAGCUGCGACAUCUCAACCGCAAAAUCCUCAGUAUGGAAUGGCGCCACGAGCGCCUAAUAGUAAUGUACCGCCAGUAGUCAGCCCACAACCUACCAUGCCGUCUACUCCGGCUUCUCCACAAAACCUCGGACAAGCUCAGCAACAUCAUGGUUUCAAUGGCCCAACAGCUGGAUACCCAUCCGGUGGUGCUCCUCCUUCUCAACCUAGUGUGAAGAGGUCGAGUCCCAGUGUAUCAGAGCCGAAUAUGACGCCACGAGAAAUACCUGUGAUGAUGCAGCCGCCGUCAUCGCAGAAUACCAUUCCAAAGGAUAAUAUGGAGCAGUCUGGUGUUAAUGGCUCACAUGGGACGAAUGCAGCUUCGGCUCAUACUCCACCCUAUAGUCACAACAAUCCGGACCUCAAUAAAGCAAAUUUGUAUUAUCAGCAACAACAGCAGCAGGUGCAACAACAGCAGCAGCAGCAACAACAAAAUCAACGCAAACCACCAAAUAGUACAAACCCAGCACCGCUCUCUCCCUUUGGUAUAACACCGACCAGUUUACCAAAUACUAGACCUGAUUCCCGCAGUGAUUACGGAGAUCCUGGUAACGUUGAUGGCCUGGAUCGUCUAUUCGCAGAUGAAACGUCUAUGAGCAGCUCCUACGAUGAUUGGGCAAACCUGCACACAUCCGGCGUAUCGCAAGAAGACGACGGUCUAGGAAUGAUGGAUCAGAAUUAUAUUAUUGGACUAGCACCGACAUCCACAUCUGAAAACGAGGCCAUGCUCAACCGGACUGGACGUGGGAAUGUGAAUGGAGAGCCGUCAGGGCAUGAUGCCAGCUCUGCGAAUGGCUCUGAUACAGGAGCGCUGCGGCAUGUAGCAUCGUUGAGUGGUCUUACUAGUAAAGUGCAGACAUGUGCGUUUGAUGGUACAGGUGAACUCUUUGCUACCGGUGGCCAUGAUCGUAAGCUUAUAAUAUGGGAUGCGAGACGAGCACUUACUGGAGAUGUGCCGCAAAUUAGUAUAUGUGAUGCACACGCAGCUGCUUUAAUCACACUCCGCUUUUUGAACUUGGAUUUAAUCGUGGGUCCAGAUGCUGAAACUCUUGAUUUCGUACCCACGUUGCUGGCAACCGCCUCAUACGACCAAAAAAUCCGGAUAUGGGAUUUAUCGCAUAUACGACAGGCUAUUGGAGAGCGUGAUAAGCCGGUGCUGGAGGAUUCUGUGAUUACAUUUGGAGGACAUCAGAGGGCUGCGGUGUUUUCGGUUGAUUUCUGUCCUGUUGGUGUUGCCAAGGAUGUUGGGAAGCCGGGACGGAAGGUUGUGUGUUAUUGUACUUCCCUGGAUGCGGAGGGCGAUUUGAAAGUGUGGGAGGUGUGGACUGGGACUAUUGUUAGGACUAUUAAAUUGCCUGCAUUAUCUAAAGCCUCGACGUAUACAGCAAACCCAGUCCGCUUCCGGCCUGUACGCUCGAGCCAAAAUUGUACAUCUGUAUAUAUAGCCACGGCCUAUGCCACGUCGCUCCACAUAAUCGAGCUAGCAUUCUCGUCUGAAAUGGGUCUCGUAGCCGGUGAAGAAUCAUAUAAACUAGGAAGCUUCCCAACCCCACAUACAAAAAACAUAUCCAGUCUCGAUUGGUCUGUCGAUGGGCAGUGGCUCGUAACGUCGUCUGAAGACCUUGUCGUGGUAUGGGAAGCGAGCGUAGGCUCAUCCCUCAUGCUGCGCGAAGUCGCCAAGAUGCCAUCGCAGUCAAGCCCAAUCCUUUGUUGUGUGUUCUUGCAGUCGCCAGCUGCAAGUGCACGUAACACGAAUCUGCCACUCCCGCUGCCAAAGAUUGAUGCCAAGCCACCCAAGGUAGCGUUCGGUGAGUAUCAGCUAAUCUAUGUAUGGGAUGUAGGGCAGGGUACUAGUAGUGUUGCUGUAGGUGGUGGAGGAUCUGGUGCGCCAUCAUAUCCAUACUCGUUUGGUGCAUCGUCGUCGUUUGCAUCGUUGCCAAGUCCCGGGAAUAAUGGGAAUAGUAGGAUUACGUCGUUUAAUACGCAGACGGGCAUGGUGGCUAGCUUGUCGUGUGGGAGAAUAGCGGAUUCGGAAUCUCGGGAUUCGUUUAUAUUGGGUAGUAGUAGUGGAACAAAGGAGGAUGUGAGGUUGUGGUUGUCGACUCUAUAA